UGAGUUCAAACAAAAAUUAAAGAUGAGAAUAUGUUACGUUAGGAUGACCCUUUUACCACCUUUAAGAGGCAUUUGCCCCCUUUUCUCCCCCUUUUCUUCAAUGCCACUUUUUUGCCUUCUUUUUGUGAAGCCUUGCCCCCUUUUAGUGGUUUGGAAAGGGUCACCCUGUUACGUAAUAAUGGGUCAAUCAAUGUCUUGAAUAAUAAAAGGAGUAAUGAAAAAUUUUCAUUUCUGAGGAAAGUAAUUAUUUUUGGUUUGUUCAACUUGUUCCGGCAUUUGUUAAAAUUCUGAAUUUUAAUUUUUGCCUAUUAAUUAAUUAAUAUAUUUUUCCUUAGUUAAUUAAAAAAUGUUUUUCCGAAACUUUCAAUUAUUUUUGGUGUUUUUAUUAAUUUCUUCGACUUUUGGAAAAAGCAAAAAAUUUGACAGUUUUUUAGAAAAUUUAGUUUUGGAGGGGGAAAGUUUGCAAAAUGAAAAGAAUAACAACGAGAAUAAUGAAGGAGAAGAGGAGGAUGCUAUUGUUUCCUUACCUGGCCUUAACUUUGAAUUAAAUUUUAAGCAUUAUUCGGGAUUUUUGAAAGUCUCAUCUAAUCAUUUUCUUCAUUAUUGGUUUGUCACUUCUCAAGGAAAUCCACUCAAAGAUCCAUUGAUUUUUUGGUUUAAUGGGGGCCCAGGCUGUUCUUCUUUGGAUGGUUUACUUAGCGAAUUAGGCCCUUAUAUUGUUGAGGAGGAUGGGAAAACUUUAAACAAAAACCCUUAUUCUUGGAAUAAAUAUGCCUCGAUUGUGUUUAUUGAGGCCCCAGCCGGUGUCGGGUAUUCAUAUUCUUCUGACGGAAAUACAACAACAAAUGACGAUUUAACAUCAUUGGAGAAUUACGAGGCUAUUAAACAAUUCUUUGGACGUCACAAUACUUUCCGUAAUCAUUCUGUAUAUAUUACUGGAGAGUCUUAUGGUGGUGUUUAUUUGCCUACUCUUGGGGCGAGAAUUGUGGAUGGACAGGGGGAAUUCCCAAUUAAUCUUAAGGGAAUGGCUAUUGGCAAUGGCUAUAUGAAUUCAAAAAUGAAUAUUGACACUUCUGUCCGGUUUGCCUACGGUCACGGCAUAAUUGACCAAAAAGUUUGGAAUACUUUAGAAACGGAAUGUUGUCGAGGCUGUAUUGAUGGCUGUGAUUUGUCAGGACUUGGCCAAUCUUGUGGGAGGAUGGUGGAAGAUAUUUUUGAAUUUUUGUGGCAUAGCGGCCUUAAUCCUUAUGAUUUAUAUAGAGAUUAUCCAAGCCCUGGACGUAAUUCAAUGAAAAUGGAAGUAAUUAAACGAGGAUUAAUUCCUCCAAAAAUGCUACACCGUAUUUACUCAAAUUCAACUAAAACACUUCGAUGGAAUCUGAAGAGUACUCUUCAUGGAUCUCCUUCAGUUCCUUGUCUUAACGAUACAGCAUUAACUACGUAUAUGAAUUUACCUGAAGUUCGAAAGGCUAUACACAUUCCUGAUAAUUUGGGACAUUGGGAUAUUUGCAGUGAUGAUAUAACAGAGAAAUAUCAGAAGCAAAUUGAUGACACAUCCCCAUUUGUUAAGAAAAUAAUUAAAGCCCAUGCUCGAGUGCUUUUGUAUUAUGGGGAUACUGAUAUGGCUUGUAAUUUUAUGCUUGGACAAGAAUUUUGUUCGAAAUUGGGAUUAAAAUUAGUUGUUGGUAAACAACCGUGGAUGUAUGGACAUCAAAUUGCUGGAUUUAAAACAAUUUAUGCUAAAGGGCUUACUUUUGUUACUGGCAAGGAAUUUUUAUAUUAAAAUUUAGCUCAAACCUCACUAUAAUAUGUACUCUGACGAAAAGAUCGUAUCUUAUAAUGAAAUGUAGCUUAAAUGGGGGG
Molecule: messenger RNA, 1863 nt
Organism: Meloidogyne enterolobii
Lineage: Eukaryota; Metazoa; Nematoda; Chromadorea; Rhabditida; Meloidogynidae
Source: the annotation of a GenBank genome assembly